Paraglomus occultum is the source of this 1068-nucleotide messenger RNA. The record is from the annotation of a GenBank genome assembly. NCBI's taxonomy places the organism in Eukaryota, Fungi, Glomeromycota, Glomeromycetes, Paraglomerales, Paraglomeraceae.
AUGUACGGGCCAGUUGCAUCAAAAAUAUUUAACAGUUCAUUUACGGCAUUCACAAGAAAUCAAAGAUCACUACUCUUGAGUAAAUAUUGGAUAAGACGAACCAUGUCAAGUACCAACCAAGAAUCUCUCCCGACAAUUUACAAAUGGGCAUCAACGGAUGGCGAAUUCAGGAGAGCACCAACUAGCUUCCGUAACGUUAUUGAAAGAAAUGCCGAUUCAGGAGCUCAAUUUGUAGCAGAGAAGGAUAGAUAUCAUCUGUAUAUCAGCUGGGCUUGUCCAUGGGCUCAUAGAACAGUAAUUGUCCGCGCCCUCAAGGGCUUGGAGGAUGUAAUUGGUCUCAGUGUAGUAGAUCAUCACUUGGGACCAAAAGGGUGGAAGUUUUCCACUCCCGAGGAAUGUCCGGGUGCUAUCCCGGAUACAGUUAACAACAAGGCGUAUAUUUCAGAGCUUUAUUACAUGGCUAGUCCCGAAUAUAAAGGACGGUUCACGGUACCUGUACUAUGGGACAAGAAACUUGGAACUAUUGUGAAUAAUGAAUCAUCCGAGAUCAUUCGCAUGUUCAACGCGACUUUCGACGACUUUGUACCCGAACACGCGAAAAACUUGACUUUUUAUCCAAAACACCUAAAAUCUGAAAUUGAUAAUAUCAAUGAGUGGGUUUACGAUACGGUGAAUAACGGCGUAUACAAAUCUGGAUUUGCUACUACUCAAGAAGCGUACGAGAAGAACGUAGUACCGUUGUUCGAAUCUUUAGAUAGAUUGGAAAAGAUACUUUCGGAGCAUGAUUUCUUAGUUGGGGAUACUUUCACCGAAGCAGACAUUAGACUCUGGACUACUAUCGUCAGAUUCGACCCUGUAUAUCAUGGGCACUUCAAGUGUAACGCGAAAUCGAUUGAAAAAGACUAUCCUAAUAUUCUCAGAUGGGCCAGGCGUAUCUAUCAAAUGCCAAAGGUUGCACAGACUGUGAACAUGCACCAUAUUAAGUACCAUUACUACGGAAGCCAUAAAAACAUUAACCCCACGGGUAUCGUUCCUAUCGGUAACGGGCCAGAUCUCUCCAUACUUUAA